CAUCUCACUGAAACUCGCUCGUGUUCGGCGGCAGGCAAAUCCGGCGGUUUAAAGCGCCACAACGGCAGCUCCAUUCACCGAUAACUGCCUCCAGGCGGCGGCAGCUCUGCUGAUCGGCCAUGGCUGUUUUGUCUUUCAUUUGUUAACAUCAAAUCUCAGCCAAGUUCCACUACUUUCCCUUUCUUUCCUACUCUUUUUCAUUGCUGGUCCUCAAAUUACAUCAUCCUUCGAUCUUGGUGCUUGGAAGCGUCUUCGAAUUGGUACGAUUCUGUGAUUCUUCUGUUUUAGGAGCUGUACAGGGAGUUGAAGUCUCGGUACAGACGAUUGGAGGUUUGGACCGUCCAAUCUGAAUAAUAUCUCAGUAUGAGAACGGCGAAAAGCGUUCAGGAAGACGAAGAGUACGAGGAGGACGAGCUGGUUGCUAAAAGAGAGGGGCCUGCUUCUACUUACAACGCAAACAGUAGCAUCGGAAACAGCAAAGAUGGGAAGCACAAUGAUAAGGCUAAUGCCAUAAGGUCGAAGCACUCAGUCACGGAACAGCGCAGAAGAAGCAAGAUUAAUGAGAGAUUCCAGAUUUUGAGAGAUCUUAUACCUCACAGCGACCAAAAGAGAGAUACCGUGUCGUUCUUAUUGGAGGUGAUUGAGUAUGUACAGUAUUUACAGGAAAAGGUGCAGAAAUACGAGGGUUCAUAUCAGAAUUGGAGUGGGGAACCUACUAAGUUGAUACCAUGGAGAAAUAGUCAUUGGCGUAUGCCGACUUUUGUUGGCCAUCCCGAGUCUGUAAAAAAUGGUUCUGCUUCAGGACCAAUGUAUUCAGGGAAGUUUGAUGACAACAACAUUUCAAUUUCACCAGCCAUGCUUGCGAGCUCACAGAAUCCUCUCGAGUCCCACACAGGCAGAGAUAUUCUACAGGAUGCUGACAUCACAAAUAAAGUUCCACUUCCCAUGUCUCUGGAAGGAAAUACUCAUGCUUCUAUCCGUAGUGAUGGUGUUCAUGAUCAAUCUCUCCACGUUCCAAUUUCUGAUGCACAGACAACAGAGUGUCCCAUCACCAACAAUGCAUCAAGCCAACCGGAGGAGAUGAGCAUUCAAGGAGGGACAAUAAGCGUUUCGAGUCUUUAUUCAGAAGGGUUAUUGAACAGCUUGACUCAAGCUCUGCAGAAUACUGGACUGGAUUUGUCACAGGCUAGUAUCUCCGUUCAGAUUGAUCUGGGCAAGCGAGCGAAUAAGAGAACGCCAUGCGGAACCCCUAUUUAUAAGGAAACUGGGAAUCCUCCCUCCGGCCACCCAUCAAUGGCACAUGAAGGGGACCUGGACAGUGAAGACGACUCAGAUCAAGUCAAAAAGCGGCGUAGGACAUGAUUAUAUGGCGUCUCGAGUCUCGAGUUCUCCGUGCAGUUACCAUUUUUAAUGUGUCAUAUCUAUUGUACAGAUUUGCGUUUUAUCUUCCUUGACCUUCUAUACAAUUUCUUCAAACUCAUAUUGCUAUGAGUAUCAGUGUUAAGCUUUGAAGAAGGGUUAUUUUUUUCCCCAGUAGAAUAUAUAACGAUUGUCUCUA
Molecule: messenger RNA, 1558 nt
Organism: Cucurbita pepo subsp. pepo (vegetable marrow)
Lineage: Eukaryota; Viridiplantae; Streptophyta; Magnoliopsida; Cucurbitales; Cucurbitaceae
Source: RefSeq, a predicted model, not a curated record